AGCAAGCGCGACUGCCUGGGCAGCGGGCGGACUCCCGCAGCUCGGGUUCGCGUCCCGCCUGCCCGGCUCCGCAGUCUCUCGGUCGCCAAAGUUCGGGGCCGUUGACUGCGAGGUUAGCCGGCGUUGGGUGUUGGCCAGGAAGAGACGGAUGGCCAGUGUUACGUCAUCUAGCAUUUUUGCGCCCACUCCACGAAGUCCCCAUCCGAUCGGCAGCUGUUCCCCGGGAUACGCGGCACCGAGUCUUUAAUCGCAUUGGACUCCUCGGGCCCCCUGGGCGGAGUGGAGGCGGGGGAGAGAGGCCGCCCUUGGGGAUUUUGGCGGGAUGUUGCGGGCAGCUCUCUCUCCGGCCGCCCUAGCGGCGGCCGGGCUUCACCUCUCCGACCGGCGACCGCCAGUGCCCGUGUCCCUGCCGCGAGGAUUGGGAGCGUGAGCUUGCGGGCCCGCCCGCGGGCCUGGAGGCCACGCACGCCGGGGACGCGGCGGUGUCGGCUCGCGGCCGGCUUCAGACAGACGAAGUCCUAGUUGUGCGGGAACCGGUACCUUUGAACGCACAGGCUGCACCUUGUUUUGCGAACUCUGGGCGUGUAGUGGCAGGGCAAUGGACUGCGUGAUGUCUCCCAGUUCAUGGUGGUCGUCUCAGUUACGUAGCAGCCGGCUGCACGAAGGCCCCCUACCGGGGCAGACCUCCCGAGCAACCUGUGGUCGGAAAGCCUCGGCCUUUGCUCAUGGAGCUUGGGCUGAGCGCGGGUGCCAGGCCGCCAGCCGCUGGCUCCCUUGAACGCAUCGCCCAUUGGUCUGACAUACCCCGCCAAACAGGAGAGGCCUGAUUCGAUUUAUUUCACAGGACACUUACACGUGGGUCUCACUGUCCUUCUACUUUUCAGUUAACAAGUUUACAAUCCCGGCUAAGCCAGAAGAGCCAACGCGGGAUCUUGCCGACCGAGCCCCCGGGCUUCCCGCCGAGAAGGCUGCCCAAACUCUGCGAGGCCUCAGCGUCACGGCUCUGCGUGCCUGACUCUCGUCGUGGACGCGUUCCCGCGCUUUCUGGCGCGAGGGUCAGAGGGCGCGCCGCCGCGCAAGCGCGCGGAGCCGAGGCUGCGGCGGCCAUGGGGGAGGCGGGAGGCGUUGAGGAGACCUGCCGGCAUAUGGGAACUAAAGAAGAAUUUGUUAAAGUCAGAAAGAAGGAUCUGGAACGACUGAUAACUGAAGUGAUGCAAAUACGGGACUUCUUACCCAGAAUACUAAACGGGGAAGUGCUGGAAAGCUUCCAGAAAUUAAAGAUUGUAGAAAAAAACCUGGAAAGGAAGGAGCAAGAGUUAGAGCAACUGAGAAUGGACUGUGAGCACUUCAAAGCCCGCCUGGAGUCUGUGCAAGAGGACAGCGUGAGAGAGAAGAAGGAGAAACUGGCUCUUCGACAGCAGCUGAAUGAAGCAAAGCAGCAACUCCUGCAGCAGGCAGAGUACUGUACAGAAAUGGGUGCAGCAGCCUGUACCAUUUUGUGGGGUGUCUCCAGCAGCGAGGAAGUGGUCAAAGCCAUUCUGGGAGGAGAUAAAGCUUUGAAGUUUUUCAACAUCACUGGUCAAACAAUGGAGAGUUUUGUGAAGUCACUGGAUGGGGAUGUCAAGGAGCUGGAUUCUGAUGAAAAUCAGUUUGUUUUUGCUUUGGCUGGAAUCGUAACAAAUGUAGCUGCCAUAGCAAGUGGUCGUGAAUUCCUGGUUAACUCAAGUCGGGUGCUCUUGGACACCAUACUGCAGCUUCUGGGAGACUUGAAGCCCGGACAGUGCACCAAACUCAAAGUAUUAAUGCUGAUGUCCCUGUACAACGUGAGCAUCAAUUUGAAAGGCUUGAAGUACAUUAGUGAGAGUCCAGGCUUCAUCCCUUUGUUGUGGUGGCUUCUGAGCGAUCCAGACACAGAGGUGUGUCUUCAUGUGCUGCGCCUUGUACAGUCUGUGGUUCUGGAGCCAGAAGUCUUCUCCAGGACGGCCUCGGAGUUCCGGAGUUCCCUGCCCCUGCAGCGCAUCCUGGCCAUGGCCAAGAGCCGCAACCCGCACCUGCAGGCCGUGGCCCAGGAGCUCCUGGAGGACCUGCGCACUCUGGAGCGUGAUGCAUAGGGGUGCUCAGCACCGGCGUCUUCUCCCUGGGUCCCCACUUUGUCUUCUAAAGCCACCAGCCGUGUGCAAUGUGUUACAGAUAGCAGAUGUGUUGCCUAGAGAUGGCUGUAUAUUGAGAUGUAUCUAUCUGACUUGCUCCUGGAAGUGAACGUGCUUGUGGGUGGUUGGUUAAUCUUGCCAGAGGUGAGCCUGAGAAAGGGUCCAUUCUUCCACGAAGACACACGUGAGCUGCAUCCGGAAGAGGGCCUUCUCAGAGCGACUCCUGCUGCCCAGGAGACCCUGAGACCUGUUGGUUCCCCACUAAAAGCAGAAGGUUGAAUAACCGCCUACCCCGUUGGUCAGCAUUUUCCUGAGAUACCUUUCUUGAAAAACAAUUCAUUCGCUCUCUAAUAAUUAUAAUUAAUUCCUCCCCCCAGUUCAAGUUUACCUUUAUAUCUUUCGGUGAACCUGCUAUUUCAGAUGAUAUUGGACAUUUUAGUUCUAUAUUUUUGUGCCUCUUUCAUUUCUGAGUAAAGAAAGUCAGAAGAAUCAUUGGUGUGCUACAACUAUUGUUUUCUGAAAUAUUAUCAACUUGAUGUUAGGAAAGUAUAUAUUACAAUGCAUACACGUGGUUGGUGGAAAAAUCUCUCCUUACAUUGUUCUGGGUCCUUUGGCUAUAAGCUCAGGAGUCCAGUUUUUCAUAUAACAGUAUCAUGACAAGGGCCUCAUACAUUAGAGCACAUGCAGCUGCUUGGAAUUCUUUAAACAAUGUGCACGGGCAUGUGUACCAGGUCCCCUCACCAUGUGUCCUUCUCAACUGCAGAGAACAGAGGAGGAUGUGCUCCACUUCUCACAGGUGUCACGACGUGUGAGUGCGGCUCCGUCCCUGGCACUCCUUAGGGUCACAGCAGCGCGUGCUGUGUCCCUCAGGAUGACGCUGCAGGCCCGUGGUCUCUGGGCAUCCUGUAGGAGCAAAAACACUUGCAGGCGUCCCAUACACAUUUGUAUGCUGUUUCUGCUGUGCGUGGCAGUUUGGAAUAACUUCAUGUUUCUUUUAUAGGCAAUGUGCAGUUUAUGGCUGAGGCUGAAUGAAGGCGCUUACAGGAAGGCACAGUUGCUUGAAUUUCACGAGCCGACAUAUUGUGGAACCUGGCUCAUCAGAACCAGAGAAAUGUUGUAAAAGGCAGUUUAAAAUUCACGGAGGCAGAAAUUGGUCCAUCUGUGCUGUGUGGCUCUGUAGGUCCUGUUGACUGGCAAAUAAAAUUGAGGGCGUUGUGUUUUUGUUCUUUUCUAGCAUAGUAUCAUUUUCAUUUUGGUUAUUUGUUUGAUAAGGUAACAGGAGAUAAACUAGUAUAAUUAGUUGUGCUGCCUCUAGAAAUGCAGGGUCUUUUUCCUGCCAAAGAUGGGAUCAGUGGCAUAUAGAGAAAAAUGAAACCGGGCCAAACCCAUGAAUGUUGCAUAGUUUAGGUAAUUAGUAGAUGGAUGUGAUUAAGAAGGAUAUGUUUUUUUUCCUCCUAAUUUUAAAGUGCUAAGGAUAGCAAGAGUUCUUAUGAAAACUCCUUAAGCAAGAAACAUAUGUCAUGUAUAUGGAAUCUAAAAAAAAUGGUUCUGAAGAAGCUAGGGGCAGGACAGGAAUAAAGGUGCAGAUGUAGAAAAUGGACUCGAGGACAUAGGGAAGGGGAAGGGUAAGCUGGGACAAAGUGAGAGAGUAGCACUGACAUAUAAACACUACCAAAUG
This is a messenger RNA of Physeter macrocephalus (sperm whale), 3828 nucleotides long. It is a transcript of the gene HSF2BP, whose product is annotated as heat shock transcription factor 2 binding protein. The coding region runs from base 1107 to 2111 and encodes 334 amino acids. The transcript has 8 exons. NCBI's taxonomy places the organism in Eukaryota, Metazoa, Chordata, Mammalia, Artiodactyla, Physeteridae. Gene Ontology annotation, cellular component: cytosol. The record is from RefSeq and is a predicted model, not a curated record.